This is a messenger RNA of Coregonus sp. 'balchen', 9438 nucleotides long. The record is from the annotation of a GenBank genome assembly. NCBI's taxonomy places the organism in Eukaryota, Metazoa, Chordata, Actinopteri, Salmoniformes, Salmonidae.
CGCAAAUUUGCGCCAACUCCAUGGUGAGGAUGAAGCUAGCACAGUUAGGGCUGAUGCUUAGCUAGCAUUUAUUCAUAACAACAAUAACCAGCUACAGUUUCGGCGCUGUUUUUCCCGAUAUACAAGGAGAAUACUUAAUAUAUUUGCAAUUAUAUGUCAGGUAUGUGAGAUAUAGGUAAGAUUUUAUUAUUUUAUUAUGGAAGGGAACAAAUAUGCCUCUGUAAACAGCAUCAUAGGUAACGUUAGCUUCAACCACAGGCGUAGAGACAAGCACCAUGUACAAAGCUAGGCCUCAGUAAGGACUAAGGCCAAACGCCGAAUAUAUUUUCUCCAAUUUGGCAACAAGAGGAGUACUUUGUCUUUUUGCAUUACACGGUUGGGACAACGUGGAAGAUAAACUAUUCAAGGCUAACUAAGCUAAGGAUUUCAUGAAGAAAGGACUCUUCGUCUUUGAACUGUGAAGGGAGGCAUUUUAUUAAAUCUACCUCGGAUGGGUUCUCCAAAAACCAUUAACUAGCUAACUAAUAGGAACUUGUUUAUUUCCACAAGACGUUUUAGGAAAUAAUCUGCUGACAGUGAGGAUAUAACCUAUUGUCAGACAUUGCUUGAAGGAUUUGUUAAAAACGGAGCUCUGAUUGUUUGCUCACUUCGGCUGUUUGAAUGUGGGAUAAAAUGGAGACCCCAACGAUUGUCUACGAUCUUGACACCUCUGGUGGUCUUAUGCAGGUAAAGCCUUUACUGUUACUAUCAUGAUGACAAAAUGGCUAUAGCAGGGUUGUGUUUUUGUUCUCUUUGUUGUUUAUAUAGUAGUAACUACCUAGCUAACUCACUACUAGCUGGUAUAGGGCGAAGUGGCAGUGCAAUGUUUGUAGCUAACUACUACUAGCUAGCUAAGCUCUCUAACGUCGUUAGCUAACUGCUGGACGCCAUUGCUUUUUCUAGCUAACCUCUGGCAGAAGUCAUGUUACCAAAAAGUAUCAAGUCAAACCAUUGACUGAAAUUGUUACAUUGUAGCUCAUUAAAUGUGGUUUGUUGUUGUAUGGCAGACUUGCCACUACAGUAGAUACUGUGCAACAAUGUAGGUAGCUAACCAGAUCUAUCACUGCACUAUUUCCCUGAUACUUUAGCAAAUACAAGCAUUGCUCGCGCCUCCCAAGUCUGAAGACGGAGAAAAAAGAAGUCGGAAACCAGAUAAAAAUGCCCGGAGAGCAGGGAGAGCCACGAAUCACGACACUUGUGACAGUUGCAGAGAGGGAGGCGACCUCCUCUGUUGUGAUCAUUGUCCCGCCGCCUUUCAUUUACAGUGCUGGUAUGUUUAUGAUAUCGUUACAUUUACAGUAAUAACUUCACGGUGUUGCUACCAUUCUUGCAAGGAAGGCAGCAUUUGUGGUUGCCAAGUACAUAUACUCCUCCAUGGAGUUGAGCGCAGACAAUCGUAAAAAAAAAAAAAAAAAAGAGCCUUCAAUACUUAAAACAUUUCUUAAACGCUUACCAUGUACCUAUGUUUGUCCUCUGUUGCGAGACAUUUUGGUUUGUUUGUUGAAAUCCAUACUUUUUAAUAAAACGUUAAUCAAAUACAAACUAUGGAUUUCAGCAAACAAAAAGGCACGCAACAACAGAGGACAAACAUAGGUAUGUGGUAAGGGUUUAAGAAUUUACACUUUUUGAAGUAUGAGUCAGAGGUUAGUUUAAGAAACUCUAGUCUGCACUCAAAUCCGUGAAGUAGUUGAGGUACUUGGCUACAUUUGUGGUUGUCUAACAACUCUGUGGGUAGCUGACUACUGACAGACAAUCUCCUGGUAGCUCUGGUUGGCUAAACUAAUGCACAUUCUUUGCCAAAUUGUGGGGCUGUAGCUCAUCAAACUGUUUUCAACAUUGCAGGUUAAAAAAAAUAUUCUGCCACCCUAUUGUUUAGACCUACGUGUUAAAACUCUGUGGCUUUGUACAUGUUAAAACUCUGUAGCGUUGUACUUGUAUAUAACUACUGUAACUUGUGUUGUUGACCAUUUCUCUGUAGACAGGUCUGCACUCAGUUCUGCACUUAGCUACUUUGCCGUGCUUCAGCUACUUCACCAUGUUUCUCUUCAGUCAAGGAUGACAGAUUUUUUGCAUGCAUUUAGCUCAUUCUCUUGUCUACACCACUUACUCCUCUCCUAACAGACAUUUCCAGUAUUUAAUGAGCUUGCAGAUGUUGGUGAGGUUUAGUCGAGGAUUUCUGCUGAAGCAGUGAGGAGCUCUGGGAACCUGGCAGUGCAGCAUCACUGACGAUAUGAAUAAUCAUUAACCAUGGCAUGUGCUGCUGGGAGCUAAGUAGACCAGAGCUGCUGUCUCCUCAUAGCCUGCACUACAGUAUAUCAAUUUUGCCUAUGAGUUCUGUAGGGUUAUUUUUUAUGUAUUUUUUGCUCAUUGUUAAGACUUCUUCUAGGAAAGUGUUAUCAGUGCCCUUCAGCUGUUGCCACAAUGGUUUCAUAGAUCAUGAAAGGUUUUUGCUGAGGAAAGUAGAUUGUUUAUUUAAUCUUGUGGUGCUCCUUUUUUUGUGGUGCUCAUCACUGCAGUCUUUGACUUUCUUGGAAAGCUUGAAUGAAUCCAUGUUGGUUUUGGACCAGCAGCCAUUUCAAUAGAUUCAGGCACAGAAUUGUGAGACUGUGCCCAGGGGCCUUGGCACUCUGCCUAAAAAGAGCCUUUUGAAUUCAUUCCCUCUCACCUGGCUUUCAUCAGCUACAGGUCUCUAGCGUUUUCAGUCAUUUCAAUUGAGAAAAAUGGCCUUGGAAAAACGCCAUACCUCUGGAAAUUGUUAACUAGGCUACAUUGUGAGGGCAUUGGACGUUAUGAAUUGCUGAUUUGCAUUGAACUUCCUUGCCAGCUGUUUUUCGCUAAUGUUUAAGUUGUGGUGAACCUGCAGCAACCCACCCCUGAGUAAGGAGAUGCUGCCCCCUGGAGACUGGAUGUGUCAUCGCUGCAUGGUGCGCAGAAAGGUGAGUCAAGUCUCUGAUGAAACGUGGAGAAAUAACCAUUUUGUUUGCAAAGUGUUAUCUUGACUGCUUCAUUCAUCUGGGUAGGUUGGUGAGACUAGUGUAACCAGGGCUGUUCAGGAUGUUUACGUGUUUUUCUUGUGUCAUAGAAGCGGGAGCUGAAGAAGGAGCAGAUUAAUGGUCUGCUGGAGCGCCAGCUGCCUAAGCAGUCUUCCUCCCCUGCAGCAGAGUUAGAGCUGGCCCCAGGCACCCUGAGGCUGGACCCCACGGCAGCAGUAGGAGGCACCACAGGGCUGAGGGCUACAGCUGUGGCCCAGGUCCGUCUCCUGGAGAGGAGGCCCAGCAGCAGACCCAACACCCCCACCUCCACCGCCUCCACAGACACCCCCACGCCCUCGGAGCAGAAUGACAUGGAUGACGACAUGCUAGACGUGGAGGACGACGCCCAGGGCUCGGAGCCCGAGAGCUUCUCCCCACACCUCAAGAGGCCCUUUGACCUUCUGAUAGCUGCUGCCAUGGAGAGGAACCCCACGCAGUUCCAGCUCCCCAAUGAGCUCACCUGCACAACUGCACUUCCAGGAACCAGUAAAAAGAGGAGAAGAGAUGAGAUGACAGGAAAGAAUGUGAAGCGACCGCAGCAUGAGCUGGACCACAAUGGGCUGGUCCCACUGCCAGUGAAGGUCUGCUAUCCCUGUGGCAGGUAUGGACAACAGCAAGGCCAAUGUUUUAAUGACAAAAUAUUGCCUUUCUUCUAUUGAACUUAAUUUUUGUGUAGGCUAACUGGGAUUUUUUGGGCACCAGAUGUUACAUUCUUACUAGGCUUUGAGAACAAAUCCAGAAAGAAGAUAUCUUAUCCAAUUAUAUGCAGAUCACACACUAUUUCAGCUGUUUCUACACUCAUAAAAAAUGCAUAUAAAUAAUUGCGUGGUUUACUAUGAAAAUAUACAAUAUGCCAUUUAUUAUUUUGAACGCAGCGCCAUCUUCUCUGGCUGGGCUAAGUAAAGCAUUCAGAAGAGCAAACAGUGGACCAUUAUAGGAGUCCCAACUGCCUGUGGAAAGAGGAGCCAUAAUUACUAGUAAAAUAGUACAGUCUCCAAGUGAAGAGGGAGAGAGCAGGGAAACGACAGAAGGAGACAUAACAUUAUGCAGACUAUCAUCUUUCAGAAAGCAUGGCUUAGUCUUAAAUGAGAGGCAGGCACCCCAUUGGAACAGCAUCUUGGAUUCAAUAGCAGUACACAUCAUCUGUUCAGCAGAUGUUUUUGUUUGAAGGCAUUCCUGAAUGCCAAAAAGAGAGUUUGUGUUGUCAACUUGUUUUGUUGUUUGUUAAUUUGUUUUUACUGCAGUCUACUAGAAUCAUGAUAUAAAGUAAUAUUUGCAGGUGUUUUUUUUAUUUUUGCUUACAUUUUCCCUGGUAUUGGGUUGUGAGGCUGAGAAUCUUAAAGCCAGUUAGUUAUUUGAUCAGGGUUGCCGGGGGAGAUAUGUUCAACAACUGCAUGACUGACUGGCUACCCCAUUUUUUUUGUAUUCGUUAGAGGAGUUGUAGAGUUUGUCCUGACAUGUUUUCAUGGGACCAUAAUGCUACUCUGUAGUUAUGUUGCUAUGUGUUAUUUACUACCCUCUUUAGUGCCUCUAUGGGCUGGCGUCAGAGCCUUGGCUAUGUCAGGAAUACCACAGAAUGCAGAACCACAUGGCUGACCAGAGAGAAGGGGGAAUUCAAACUAUCUCACUGAGCAUUUUAUAUAUUCUGGAAUGAUGAGCCUUGGGGCUUGGCUUGGGGUCUCUACUACAGAUACACAGCCAGGAUUCCAGACAGUAUGUUGGAAAUCCAUUCAUCUCUUGCCCUCAAGUGAUCCCCUCCUCUUUCACUAAACUAUUAGGGCAAACUAACCCUAGCUCUAUUUUGAGGUUAUUUUUGUUUUUUUUAAAGUCAUUUAGCAGACGCUCUUAUCCAGAGCGACUUACUAGUGAGUGCAUACAUUAUAUAUAUAUAUAUAUAUAUAUAUGUUUUUUUUUUUUCAUACUGGCCCCCCGUGGGAAUCAAACCCACAACCCUGGCAUUGCAAACGCCAUGCUCUACUAGCAUCCCUGCUGGCCAUUCCCUCCCCUACCCUGGAUGACGCUGGGCCAAUUGUGCGCCGCCCCAUGGGUCUCCCGGUCGAAGCCGGCCACGACAGAGCCUGGAUUUGAACCAGGAUCUCUAGUGGCACAGCUAGCACUGCGAUGCAGUGCCUUAGACCACUGUGCCACUCGGGAGGAUAUUUUGCAGUCUACUUGUUUGAUAUCAGUCGUAUAUCUAACCCAUCAGGUUUUAGUGAAUCUCCUCUGUUUGUGUUGUAGGAGCUGCAGGUUGGCACCAUUAAUCCAGUGUGACUAUUGCCCCCUUCUGUUCCACAUGGACUGUCUGGACCCCCCACUUACUGCCAUGCCCGUGGGCAAGUGGAUGUGUCCCAAUCACAUAGAGCACAUGGUGGUAAGUAAGCUCAUGGUCACGCACAUCCACGUAUUGAAACAUGUUGUUUUAAUGGUAUUGACCUGAUUGUGCCCCUCUCUCCCAGCUGAAGCAGAGGAGCCUGACGUUGAGCGGCCGCUGCCAGCUGUUUGACCAGUUUCAGGACAGGAUGUCCCAACACGCCAUCAAGGUGGAUUUCCUGCAGCGGGUGCAUCGUCUCAACCCCCCCGUUCGCCGAGGAGCCCACACACACCUGAAGAAGACCCUCAAGGUCAGCCUACUAGUCUCUGUGACAUAUAACACACCACCACUGUGUUCACUGUUGUCACAUCCUGUAACUCAAUCUAUCGUGUGUGUAUCUUGACAGGUCCCUGAUGCUAUAAAGUCCCAAUAUAAGUGUCCCCCGGCCAUGAUAGCCCAGGCUGGGAUCCGCAACGGGGAGCUGAUCUGUAACGGCAGUCCAGAAUCCUCCCACCAGCACCUUACACCCUCUCAGCACUUAACCAGCGAGGACGAGCAACAGGAGGUAGGACACACUGGAGUGUUAUGCAGCAGUGAUAUACAAUGUCUCAUGAUAGUAAACAAAUCCAAUGUCUUUAAUACUGAUUUAAUGCAUUUUGUUUUCCUGUAAUGUCUCCCAGUGGCUCCGUGACGUCAUCACACUCCAGUGCAGCAUAGUGAGACAUCUAUCGGCCAAGCAGAAGGAGAAGCUAUCGUCUGAGUGGGACUCUGAGCAAAUGGACAAGGCCAACAUCAAACCUUGUGUAACAGCAGAGGAGGGCAGUGCAGUGUGCACUUCUAACAGGACAGCGUCGCUAGCCUCCAAGCCUAAGGCUGACAGUACAGCAUUUUGCCCCCAGGGGGCGCCUGCACUCAAAGAAGGCAAGUGUAGCAUGUGUACAGAGAAGCCUUGUCAUAACUGUGGGCCCAGUAAUGUUAACAGUCCCCUGGAGCAGCUGGCUUGGACCAAUGGGAGUUCAGAGGCCUGCAGACAGGAUGACCUCCACAAACUGAGAGAGCCCUCGGGUCCUGAUAGGCCCGUUCCUCAGACACCAGCAGCCUCUGGCCCAGAGUUACCCAACCACACUGGAAGAGCUGUGGUCAAGACUGAGAAAACCCUAUUAAGACCCUGUGCAGGGACAGCAUCCCCAUGCACCAGUCCCUUCAAACCAGACCCCAGAGGCCCCUCUCCACCUCACAGACCCUCCCAAGGCACAGAGGGCCCUGCUCUGACCAGUAUCAGCAGCACCGCAGCGACCCGUGCCCUCACCCCACCUAGAACACCAUACCAGAUCAAGGGAACAACCAAGCUGGGCUCCACCGCCCCACCAGCAGGUGGAAAAGUCAGUCUUGAUGCUGUGACCCCCAGGAGUGGUUCUCUGCUCCCCAGCUCUUUCUCUAUGGGAGACCUGUCCAGCUGUCUGAAGGCUGUGGCAGACAGCCACGGUGGUAAGUCUUACCUGACAUAAUAAGACCGACAUUUUGAUUGGUUUCACUUGUGAAUAAUUGGUGAGGAGAAGUUAGAUCCACACUACCUGAAUUCACUAUAUCUAUUUAACUUUUUGAUUAUUUUCCAGAGAUUCAGAUGAGUAGUCUAGAUGAGAAGUUUAUUAAACUCCUGGCCUGGCAAAGGAUCCAGCAGCUGUUUGGCCCUAAAGCUCCUUCCCCUCCACAGAGCAGCUGUAUCAGCCUACCUCUUGUGCCACAACCCCAGCCUACGGAAGGUAAGAAACCCUUGUUCAUUAUCAAGACCACCACCACCCAGUGUUCCCUAUAUCUCUACCUCACUCUGACUCACUGGCCAUUCCCUCACUAACCCUACCUCACCAUAUUCACGCUGAUUAUUCUGGCCAUUUCUAUUGACGUCCAUUGCUUCUAUCCCCCUUUCAUCAUCAUGUUUGUAAAUUCAUCCUUCGUGAGAAAUAGUUUGUCCUGUAUCGUUACCUUUUGAGUGUUCUGUAUAAAGCAUCAUUUUGAGGAAGUUAAUGUGUGUUAUUCUCUUUCUCAGCACAAAACAAGGAUAUCCAGGCCAGGGCUGUGUUUUAUCCUUUGACUGGGAAAGGAGGAGCUGUCAGUAUGUGCUACAGAAGCCUGUACAUAGGAUCUGGUAAAAUUCACUCUCAGUCCCAGAUAACACAACAUGACCCAAUAGCAGGAACUCUUAUUCAUGUAAUGGUGUCUUCCAUCCCUGGCAGAUUUAGCUGACUUGAAGCUGUGUCUUGUUGUUUGUAGGUGCUGACAUGAACGUGUGCCUUACAAACUAUGGUCAUUGUAAUUAUGUGUCAGGCAAACAUGCAUGCAUCUUCUAUGAUGAGGUGGGUGGAUCAUUUAUUUCACAUUCAAACAUGUACUUAGUAUUGGAAACAGUUUUACGAUAAAUUGUGACCUGUACAGAAAUAAAGUAUAAAUAUGUUUCAGAUAUAUAUUUUCUUGCUUGAGGGAUUAUUUUAUUAGCUGCUCUGUAAAUUAAAUAUGUUAUUAUGUAAUUGCUCUUGCCUUGAUCAGAACACCAAGCAGUAUGAGCUGCUCAACUACAGUGAACACGGGACCACGGUAGACAAUGUGCUGUACUCCUGUGACUUCUCUGAGAAGACUGGCCCCAGCCCCUCCAGCAGCCUGGUCUCCAAAGUGCAGAACAUUAUCAGUGAGUGGAGCUCCUCUGUCAUAGCCUCCUAUAGAAACAGGAAGGAAGUAGUUAACCUUUACCUUUUAGUAAUGACCAUGAUGUUAUGUUUCCUAAUGUUGUUAAAGCAGACGGAUGAUGGUGUUUGUUAAAGGUCUGAUUGUUUGUAAUGUCUUUUACCCACAGAGCGCUGCAAGAGGAGGAAACAGGAAGAGGAAGGGGAGCCCAUGGUGCUAGAGGAGAGGGUGAUGAGCCAGUGUCAGGGAACUUCCAGAUCCUGCUGUGACUGCAAGGCCAGCAGCUCCAGUCUGAUCGGGGGCAGUGGGGCAGGCUGGGAGGGCACUGCCCUGCUCCACCACGGCAGCUUCGUCAAGCUGGGCUGCAUGCAGUUUGUCUUCAGUAUUACAGAGUUUGCCUGCAAGCAGCCCAAAGAGGAAACUAUGACUACCCCAAACACCACCUCCACUGCCACCCUCCAGAGCCAGGAGGGAACAGAACCCUCUGACAAGCACAUCUCCCAGCUCCACCAAGUGCCAGUGAUACAACCUAACCCUGUCCCCUAGCCCUAUGUCCCCACAUCAACAAGAACCAGGCUCAGCAGCUGUACUUGUAUACUGUAUAAAAAAAGGAAAGGGUUCUUAUUUUAUGUUCAUACAUUUGCAUGAAAUUAAGUAUUUUUCAGGCUCAUAUUUUGUGGGCAAGUUGCACAUAGAAUUUAUAUUUUUCAUUUUUUGUAAAUGGACAACUUUGGCAUUGAAAAAAGGGAUGGUUUAUCGUAGACAUGCGAAAAAACAAGCAAUGUCACUUGUAAAGUACUCAACUUGUUGUAUUUUGUGCCAGUAAUGAUAGCAUAAACAUGCUUCUUUCUCUGAAAAUGCUACUUUUAUUUGCUCUUCAUCAUUUUAGUUUGUGUACUGUAUUUGAAAAUGUAGUUGUUCAAAUGUUUGUUUUGCUAUUGCACUACAGGCAGCAGCUAUAUAUUCAAACUUAUAUGUACACAUCCAUGCUUAUGCAUAGGUGUGUGUGUUUUGAAAUAUCCACACAAAUGUACAUGAUUAAGAAUCCCUUUUCAACAUAGAACAAGGGGAGCAUAGGAUUCUGUAUGCAAACUCAAAUUAUGGCCAUUUUGGCUUAAAUCUAUACAGUGCUUCAUGUGAAUUUUGUGCAGUAGUUUUCAUAAUUGUUAGUCCAGUUUUUUUCAAUACUGUGUCAAUAUUGUAAAUGGUCUGUUUUUAGAAAUAAUUCAUCAGAAAAUGUUUAUGUACUCUGUAAAUACAAAGCAACUUUGACUUGGUUUCUUGUCUGUCAUAAUGUAAAUACCUAAAGAUUUUUAAGAACAAGCAUCAGUGAACACCUCGGCUUCAGUCAUUUCAUUCGUUGCUAACAACCAAUUG